AUGUACUCUUCAAAUAUGAAUGAUGAUAAAGACAAUAUGAUAACGGUAUUAUUAAUUGGAAGCACAGGAAGUGGAAAAUCAACUUUAGCAAAUGUAAUCAGCGGUUCUGAUGAUUAUGAUGAAAGCCAUUGUUCAGCUUGUUUGACCAAAGACAUCAAUGUUCAUAAUUAUCUAAUUGAUGGGAAUGUAUACAGAAUAAUUGAUACUAUAAGAAUUGGACAUACAAGAAUUCCAUCAAAAGAAGUAGUAAGCAAAAUGGUUAUGGCUGCUGAAGCCAUAAAUCAAGUUUUUUUUGUCGUAGGUGGAAGAUUUACUGAUCUGGAAAUUGAAUGUUUUGAAAUAUUGCAAUCAACCGCUUUUGAUAAAAAUAUUUUUGAGUAUACUACUAUUGUCAGGACAAAUUUUUCUGAUUUUGAAGACGAUACCAAAUGUGAAAAGGAUUACCAAGAUAUGACUUCUGGAAAUAAUGACAUUUCUGAAUUUGUUAAAUCAUGUAAAAAGGUCAUUCAUGUAGAUAAUCCACCAAUAUCACGUCGUAUUAGACAAGGUGCAGAAGAGACGAGAAGAAUCAAGAAAAAAAAAUAUUAG
Messenger RNA from Entrophospora candida, 588 nucleotides. The record is from the annotation of a GenBank genome assembly. NCBI's taxonomy places the organism in Eukaryota, Fungi, Glomeromycota, Glomeromycetes, Entrophosporales, Entrophosporaceae.